Molecule: messenger RNA, 919 nt
Organism: Chara braunii
Lineage: Eukaryota; Viridiplantae; Streptophyta; Charophyceae; Charales; Characeae
Source: the annotation of a GenBank genome assembly
CGGGACACCUGUUCCUGUUCCCCCCAUCUCUCGCUCGGACGAGGGAGGCAGCACACCUCUCUCUGGAGAGCAGGUUUUUUGUUUUUUUGUCUGCCGCCAUAGUCGCUUUUUUCCUUCCUUCUCUUGAAGGGAACCCGUUUUUUUUAAUGCGACAAAGCUAUCUAACAGGCGGAAGGUAAAGAUGCAGACCGAUGUUCGAUGUGGCGAUGUUCGAUGUGGGAGUCCCAACUCGCCCGCGAUGGCGGCAUUGGCAGGCGUGCUGUUGAUCCUCCUCCUCCUCCUCCAGCUUGCCGGCCAUGGCUAUGCAGUUUCUCCUCCUCCUGGCUCCGUGACGAUCGUCGGCUCCAGCUUUAACGGCGAUGGAUGUCCGAGCGGCAGCUCCGUUGUUGUCGUGCUGUCAGAGGACGCCGAAAUACUCACUGUCUGGUUCGGCGACUACGCUGCUUCCUCGGACAGCCCCGCCAGUGAUCAACGAAAGCAGUGCACUGUCAGCGUCCAGCUGAGUUAUCCUCAGGGCUUCACUUUCACUUUCGUCGACGUCAUCUUGAACGGUUAUGCUCAGUUGGAUGCAGGCGUUAAGGCCAUCGCAAGGACGAGUUAUUACUUCUCCACUCUGUUAGGGACUGGUAGAGCCACGCACCAGUUUCAAGGGCCGAUGGACGACGACUUCGAGGUUCGGGCAAGUUUCGUGUCGCCUGCAAGCAGCAGGUGCAACAUGAUCCGGGACCUGAACAUCAACUCUGAAGUGAGAGUGAAUGCCGGGAACUACGUCCCGAGGAGGAGAGGACUCAUCACGGGGGACUCCGACGAUCUGAAAUUUACGCAAAUAUUGGCCUUCUCCUGGGAAGCGUGUUAGCUCCAGUUCGGGUUAACUUAACGAAGAGUACUAAAAUCUUCUCGGGGGAUGUUAAAAGCUUCU